AUGGUCCGCGCGUCGUUGGCGCGGCGCCUGUUCGGUGUCGGGCAGGCAGCGCGGCAUCAGUUCCCUGAAGUAGGGAACGACGGCUACAUAUUCCAGUUUGCCUCGCAGAAAGCCCUGAGCGGCUGGUCCACGUACACGGACCGCGAGGCCUUCGGCGGCGGCUCAACUGCCUCGAUUGAGCACGUCGGCGGCGCCGCCGCGGGCCAAGCGCUGCCAAACAGCCAGCCAACCUCCCAGCCCGCGCCGACGGACGCCGUUGCCGAGGCCGGCGACAGCGUGUCGGGCUUCAUGCGCUUCUCGGGCGUCUUCUCCACGGAAAUCCCCCCCACAGCGCUGGACCGCGGCGUGACGCGUUCCGGCAUCGCGUUGUGCGCGUGGCGCGUUCCCAACUCAGACAUGGUGCUGGACCUCACCACGAAGAGCGAGACGGCGUACGGGUCGCUGGUGUUCCGCCUGCGCGGCGACGGGAAGCCGUACAACGUCAUCGCGCGGACGCGGUCGAGCUUCAUGCUGCGGGGCGACGACUUCUCGGAAGCACACCGGUGGGUGGCGCCGUUGCUGCCGCAGCCGGGGGAGGGCGGCGCGGGCGGGGCGGCCGAGGAGGGCGACGGCGGCCUCGGGAGCCUGGGACGGCGGAAGCCGAUGUUCCAGCACCAGAGGGAGGGCUGGACGGAUGUGGUGGUGCCUCUGAGCAGCUUCGUUAUGCACUCCCCUCACGGGCGGGAGGUCGUGGGCCAGGAGGACGGCACGCUGCACGACUGCAAGGACAAGAUCCUGUCGCUCGGCAUCUGCGUGGCCCCCGUCGACCACGCCGCAGGGCCGUUCUCUCUGGACGUGGCUUCCAUUCGCGUGACGAGCGAAGGGAUCGGCGCGUGGGGGCUUCCGGAGGAAGAGGCGAGGAGACAGCGGACGUUCCGGUCCAUGGGCUUGUAA
Pedinophyceae sp. YPF-701 is the source of this 933-nucleotide messenger RNA. NCBI's taxonomy places the organism in Eukaryota, Viridiplantae, Chlorophyta, Pedinophyceae. The record is from the annotation of a GenBank genome assembly.